Chinchilla lanigera (long-tailed chinchilla) is the source of this 2487-nucleotide messenger RNA. It is a transcript of the gene Ube2i, whose product is annotated as ubiquitin-conjugating enzyme E2I. The record is from RefSeq and is a predicted model, not a curated record. Gene Ontology annotation, cellular component: nucleus. Lineage: Eukaryota; Metazoa; Chordata; Mammalia; Rodentia; Chinchillidae. Gene Ontology annotation, biological process: protein sumoylation. Gene Ontology annotation, molecular function: SUMO conjugating enzyme activity.
GGACUUUGAAUAUGUCGGGGAUCGCCCUCAGCAGACUUGCCCAGGAGAGAAAAGCUUGGAGGAAAGACCACCCGUUUGGCUUUGUGGCUGUCCCUACCAAGAAUCCCGACGGCACAAUGAACCUGAUGAACUGGGAGUGCGCCAUCCCAGGGAAGAAGGGGACUCCCUGGGAAGGAGGCUUGUUCAAGCUGCGGAUGCUUUUCAAAGAUGAUUAUCCAUCAUCACCACCAAAAUGUAAAUUUGAGCCGCCACUCUUCCACCCGAAUGUGUACCCCUCAGGCACAGUGUGCCUGUCCAUCCUGGAGGAGGACAAAGACUGGAGGCCAGCCAUCACGAUCAAACAGAUCUUAUUAGGAAUACAGGAACUUCUAAAUGAACCAAAUAUCCAAGACCCAGCUCAAGCAGAGGCCUACACGAUCUACUGCCAAAACAGAGUGGAAUAUGAGAAAAGGGUUCGAGCACAAGCCAAGAAGUUUGCACCCUCGUAAGCAGCGGCCCUGUGGCUCUGCAGAAAGGAAGGGAUUGGUUUGGCAAGAACUCGUUUACACCUUUUGCAAAUCUAGAGUCGCUCGUACGGUCACUAGUCGCCUGGGAGGGCUGGGCGGGCACCAUCUCCAUUCCCGCCACUGGCAUACAGUUUUCAUCCGCUGAAUCACCCCGUUUUCAUACAGGGUCUCUUCCUUCAGUCUUUUGUAUUUUUGAUUGUUAUGUAAAACUUGCUUUUAUUUUAAUAUUGAUGUCAGUAUUUCAACUGCUGUAAAAUUAUAAACUUUUAUACUUGGGUAAGUCCCCUAGGAGCUAGUCCUAUGCUCUCGGAGGCAGGCAUGCUUCCCACUGCUCAGAGCUGUCUGUAGCCUCUAGCUGGCUGUACGAGAAGAAAAUCACUUGCCCCUCCUGCCCCUCAUCCGGUCUCCUCAGAACCUGGGCUGUGUUGCUUAUGAGCCUCAGAUCCAAAGUCAGCUAGUGUCUCAAUUCCGCAUCACUUCCUUUGUGUUUAUAUGGCGUUUUGUCUGUGUUGCUGUUUAGAGUAAAUAAACUGUUUAUAUAAAGGUUUUUGUUGCAUUAUCGUCAUUAAAGUGAGAGGAAAGGUGCCUCAGUGAGCCCAGCCUUCCUGGUGGGCCACAGCCCAGGGUCCAGGACCAGUGGCUAUGAGCUCUUCUCAGCCUCUGCUCUCGGAUGCACCAGGUCCCAUGUGGCUCCAUCUUGUGCUGGUUCUUUGUAAAUAGGACUGUAUACAAAAGUGUGUGUCCAAGGUGUUGCUGUCCUACCCCUGGAUUCCUGGCAUAUAGAGGACAAGGCAGAGUACCAACCUAGUGAGUCACAGUUGGAGUCCAAUCUAUAAAGCAUGGCGGUCAGAGCCCAGCGCCUGUGACCCACUGCCUCCAGAGAUGAUACAACUAAGACCUGACCAGGGCUGAGGCCAAGGAAGGCCCACAGGCACAGCGGCAGGUGUCAGCGCUCCUUCCAGGUGACUGCACUGUGGACCCUGCAGUUACUUGCUUGCCAAGAAAGUGACUGUCUUCAGCUGUCUACGUUCCCCACCUACGCACCAGGCUUUUUGCCACCCUGGCAAAAGGCAGGUGCCUUCUCCAGCUGCCAGACUUUGUGGCAGCUGUUAGACAAGGCCAGACAGCCCAAGGGGCUCUUGACCUGGGUGGUGUUGUGACACAGAUGCCUUGAGGCACCACUGUCCGUGCACCUACCAGCCUGUGUUGCUAGGUCUCUGGUGGCGUUGCCCUGAGCCUAUGCAGGCCAGCUGGGUGGCUAUCCCCUGUGGGCUUGUCAGGGGGUAAGGGGGUAAACUGGGCUGAGUGGCCCCUGUCCCUCAUCCCUGUGAGCACAGUCCCCACCAGUCUUGCUCCUGAGACCCAGUUCCUGCUGUGGGAGUUGGUCACCUGUGGCUCCAGUGCUCAGAUACAGGAGUGAGCUGGUGCAGUUGGGGACCCAGAGGAGAGUCAGACGGGACUCUGGGAGGUUGGGGCCACACCUACUUGGCAGCAAUGGGCAGAGCCUGUUCACUCUAAACUCUGUGUCCUGGCAGGUGGCUGGGCUUUUUGAUGGACAGUUAUGGUUGGUUUAUCCAGAGGGACCUUCCCUGAGGAAUUUGGCCGGCUUGUGUAUUUGUAGCCUGCUCCCAGAAUGUCUUAUUUUGUAAUGAUUGACUACAUUUAAUAAUAGUUACACAUGUAUAUGGUUAACUAUAUGGAAAUUCAAUAUAUUUUAUAGUUAAAAUAUUCUAAAGUAAUUGAUGUUUCUAGCAAAUUGUAGUGACUACUCAUCAGCUAUGAACUCUUCCUUUUGUACCACAGUCCUGGGCUUAACAAAGAUGUGAAUCUUGUAAUCUGAGACAUGAAAUGUGAUCAUCUUGUAUUUAACCUGAGGGAGGAGGGUGCUCCCAGCAUGAGGCCUCAUACUAGUAAGGACCUGUGGGCAACAGAUUAACCACUGUAUCUAAGAAUCCUCAAAUUAAAACAUUUCCACAAAUGG